This is a messenger RNA of Musca domestica (house fly), 863 nucleotides long. RefSeq names its product NADH dehydrogenase [ubiquinone] 1 alpha subcomplex subunit 11 (gene ND-B14.7). The record is from RefSeq and is a predicted model, not a curated record. The transcript has 4 exons. Gene Ontology annotation, biological process: mitochondrial respiratory chain complex I assembly. Bases 136 to 627 code for a protein of 163 amino acids. Lineage: Eukaryota; Metazoa; Arthropoda; Insecta; Diptera; Muscidae.
CAUUAGAAAAGCAUUGCCUCAUGAACAUUUUGAAAUACAAAAAUAAAAAGUGCUCCAACAGCUGUCGUUUGACAUUUUGACAAUUGGCUAAAUUACUGUUUUGUAGAAAAUUACGUAAAAUUAGCAGCAGUCGAAAUGGCUCUGUCCAAGACCGGUUACUAUGAUAAACCCGAGGGUAAAGAUUUGUUUGGCAAAAUGAUGGCUACCAACACGAUGGCAGCCACAGCCGGCUUGGCUUGGUCCACCGUCGAUGUGUUGAUGUUGUCUCAUCCCAAGGGUUACUUGCCAACAUUGGCACGUUUCGCCUAUAACACUGGACCAAUGAUGGGCAUUGCCUCAGCAUUCACAUUGGCCACAUAUUUGUCCACAAAUGUCCGUGGCAAGGAUGACAGAUGGAACUACUUUGUUGGUGGUUUUGCUGCCGGUGGUGUCUUUGGUGCCUGGAGACGUAGCCAUGUUGCUGGUCUUGUAAUGGGUCUUUUCUUCGGUAUUGCCGGUGUGGUUAAGAAGACCUCCAUCAUUGAAGGUUGGGAAUUUUUCCCACCUCUCAACCAUCAUGCCCAUAUGGGUGUUAGACAAAUCGAUAAUUCUUUAAUGGCUGAUCCCACUAAGGUCAAUAAAAAUUAAAAGCAACAAAUCUGUGUUUUUAGUCAAUAGUCAAUAAUAAAAGAAAAAGCAAAUAAUAAAAGAAAAAAUAAUUCGCUUCAAAUGUUUUGUUAAGAAGCGAAAAGAAAUCGAUGUGAAAAUAUGAUGUAAAAUAAAGUUGUUUAUGAAUGGAGCCAAAAGAUCCUUGGAGAAAUGCGAUUGAUCAUAGUUUUGAGCAUUUCGCUUUGGCAGAGAAUUAACGAUGGAUUAAAUAGAAA